UUUAGGGCACAAAACCCCUUUCCUUUUGUCAUCUUCGAUCUUCGUCUAGCUCCCUUCUUCACCCCGUCGGGUUUGGUGACCUGUUCGAAGCUUGCUCAGCUGUCGACAAUAGGAGAUUCGUUGUCGGGAACAGAGAAGACAACAUGAACAUAGAGGAGAGGACAGAAGCUUUCUUAGUUCGAAUGCAAAUAAUCUGUUUGGUUUCUCUGUGUUGAUUUGUCUUCUCGUAGGAUUUUCACAUGGAUUCGUUUUGGCUCAUUGUGUUUCCACCGAAAUGAAUUGUUUAAUUUAGGGAGAACGAAGAUCGAAGAGGAGAACAAAGGGGAAAGAGGAGAAUGUCGAAGAUGACAAAUGGUAAAGGGCAUAAGUAUAUUACGUGGCAUGACACGUCAUCGAGCGUUAACGGAGACAUAUCGACGUUUUCUGAUUUGUUCAGUGUUUCUCGGAUCAUAUAACCAACGUGGAAGAUGUCGAAAAGAUCGUCUUUUGGUUACAUGGUGAGGAAGAGGCUCUCUGAUAUCACUAACUCGCAGUCUCAGAGUCAGGUUCUGUUCCAGGACGAAAACAUUCUGGAGACCGGUCCGAGUGCGGAAGAAUAUGUAAACCGGCUUACGAAGGAGAUAGAUUUAGCUAGAAAUAAGGUGAAAGCAUUACAGCAUGAGAUUGUGUGCAAGAAUGCAUUGCUUAAGGCUAAAACUUCCGAAUUAGAGGCUAUGAAACAACGGGAAGACGCUGUAUCAAGAAACACGGUAGCGGCUGAGAAUGUGAAGAGGAACGUGAACGAGGAAGAGGGCAAACCUUCUGAAACAAACAGAAGGCGAAUAGUGAGAAGCAAAUCCAUGGGAGCAUCCACUGCACAGAGGAGUGAAGUAGACAAAGCAAAAGCUGAAAUCAAAGGGAGACGGCAGAGAAGGCGGUCCUCGAGGUUCGGGUCACGAGAUCACGGGGACGGCCAUAAUUUGUUUGAAAUAGAAAAUCUUCAGCUAACAAUGCCUAAUGGCACCCAUCAAGAUAAGGAACAAGAGCAAGAACAAGACAGAGUCUUGGAGAGAAGAGAUGCCAUUACAAGACAAGAGAACAGUAGAGGUCAAAGGUCGUCGAUGGGCUGGCCGUUGAGAAGAUCGGUUGAGAAGAUACAUUCUUACAAAGAAGUUCCUCUCAACGCUAAAAUGAGAAGGCCUCUGUGAAGAACGAAGAAGAAGAAGACUUGUUGUUUGUUUGUAUAAUGUCUUUAGCUUUGAGAUCUUAUGUAUUCCCCCAUCCACCCGGGUUCGAAUCUGGUUUGGUUAGGGUGAAUGGCCGUAUUUUUUCCAUUCUUCUAGAACAUAUAAUUAGAUCAAAGAUUCGGUGAACUUUCGCAUUAUCAAAAAAAAAUUGUAAUAUCACAUUUUCAUUUGUAUGCAUUUUCUUUUCUUUUU
Messenger RNA from Tarenaya hassleriana, 1418 nucleotides. Its product is annotated as shugoshin-1. The transcript has 7 exons. The record is from RefSeq and is a predicted model, not a curated record. NCBI's taxonomy places the organism in Eukaryota, Viridiplantae, Streptophyta, Magnoliopsida, Brassicales, Cleomaceae. Gene Ontology annotation, biological process: meiotic sister chromatid segregation; maintenance of meiotic sister chromatid cohesion. The coding region runs from base 468 to 1187 and encodes 239 amino acids. Gene Ontology annotation, cellular component: nucleus; chromosome, centromeric region.